AUGACGGGGAGCCCUGAUGCCAUGAAGACAGUUUGUACCCCACGGAGAGAUGGGGACCAGGGCAUCUACAGUGCUUUGGAGGUGAGGCUGGCGGACGGCGGCAGGCGCUGUGCUGGGAGAGUGGAGGUGAAACAUCAGGGCAAGUGGGGGACUGUGUGUGAUGACUACUGGGCCAUGAAGGAUGCAGCAGUGGUUUGUAAGGAGCUGGGCUGUGGGUCUGCUGUUGGAGCACCUCAGUACGGAUACUUUGGGCCAGGAUCUGGCCCCAUUUGGAUGGAUGAUGUUGGCUGUAAUGGCACCGAAUCUGCCCUGUCUGACUGCACACACAGAGGAUGGGGUGAACAUAACUGUGAACAUUCUGAGGAUGCUGGAGUGAUGUGUUCAGGUGCUGUGGAGGUGAGGCUGGCGGACGGCGGCAGGCACUGUGCUGGAAGAGUGGAGGUGAAACAUCAGGGCAAGUGGGGGACUGUGUGUGGUGAUUACUGGAGCAUGAAGGAUGCAGCAGUGGUUUGUAAGGAGCUGGGCUGUGGGUCUGCUGUUGGAGCACCUCAGUACGGACACUUUGGGCCAGGAUCUGGCCCUAUUUGGAUGGAUGAUGUUGGCUGUAAUGGCACCGAAUCUGCCCUGUCUGACUGCACACACAGAGGAUGGGGUGAACAUGACUGUGGUCAUCUCCGUGAUGCUGGAGUGGUGUGUUCAGGUGCUGUGGAGGUGAGGCUGGCGGACGGCGGCAGGCACUGUGCUGGAAGAGUGGAGGUGAAACAUCAGGGCAAGUGGGGGACCGUGUGUGGUGAUUACUGGAGCAUGAAGGAUGCAUCUGUGGUUUGUAAGCAGCUGGGCUGUGGGUCUGCUGUUGGAGCACCUCAGUACGGACACUUUUGGCCAGGAUCUGGCCCCAUUUGGAUGGAUGAUGUUAGCUGUAAUGGCACCGAAUCUGCCCUGUCUGACUGCACACACGGGGGAUGGGGUGAACAUGACUGUGGUCAUGUUGAUGAUGCUGGAGUGGUGUGUUCAGAGUACACAGGGAUCAGACUGGUGAACGGCAGCACAGUGUGUGCGGGGAGGGUGGAGGUCCAGGUGCUGGGGACCUGGGGGACCCUCUGUGCCUCCCGCUGGGAUCUCUCGGAUGCCCACGUUCUCUGUCAUCAACUCAACUGCGGGUUUGCUGAGUCCAUUCCUGGAGGAGAACAUUUUGGGAGAGAGACUGGCCCUGUCUGGAGAGACUCAUUCCACUGUGAUGGGACUGAAGCCCUCCUGCAACAGUGCCCAGUGACCACCCUGGGGGCCUCGCCAUGCUCCCAAGGGAACGCUGCUGCUGUCAUUUGCUCAGCCGGCUUUGGAUCCCUGCGGCUGGUGAGUGGAGGGAGCCGGUGCGACGGACGAGUGGAGAUCUUCCAGGAUGGGGCGUGGGGCAGAGUCCUGGAUGAGCAGUGGGAUGUGCAGGAGGCCAGCGUGGUGUGCCGGCAGCUGCGGUGCGGAGAGGCAGGGACAGCCUACAACCCCCCAAAGCCUGAGCGAGGAACGGGCCCCGUGGGGCUGCGAGGGGUCCGGUGCGCAGGGCACGAGGCCAAGCUGACCCUCUGCGACACCUCCCUGCCCGGCAGUGCGCUGGCGGCAGGGCUUGCGCAGGACGUGGGAGUCAUUUGCUGGGGGAGCCGGCGGGUCCGUCUGGUGAACGGGGCCGGGCGCUGCGCAGGGAGAGUGGAGAUCUACUCCCAGGGCAUCUGGGGGACUGUCUGCGACGACGGCUGGGACCUGUCUGAUGCCGCCGUCGUUUGCCACCAGCUGGGCUGCGGAGGGGCAGUGGAGGCAGCUGGUUCCGCUCGCUUUGGGGAAGGCUCCGGGCAGAUCUGGCUGGAUGGUGUGAACUGCUCUGGGGCCGAAGCUGCUCUCUGGGACUGCCCGGCUGGGCCCUGGGGGCAGCACGACUGCGGGCACAAAGAGGAUGCGGGAGUCAUCUGCUCAGAGUUCGUGGCCCUGAGGCUGGAGAACAGUGACGGCUGCUCUGGGCGCCUGCAGGUUUUCUACAACGGGACAUGGGGGAGCGUUUGCUCUAACUCCAUCACUCACGACACGGUGACGCUGGUGUGCAAGGAGCUGCGAUGCGGGGACGGAGGAUCCCUGAAAACACGCCUGCCCUCUGGCAGGGUGUCUGGCCCUGCCUGGCUGGAUCGCGUGCAGUGUGGGGAGACAAACAGCUCCUUCUGGCAGUGUCCCUCCAUGCCCUGGAACCCACAGUCAUGUGAAUACCUGGAAGAGGAGAUCCACAUCACCUGCAAUGGGGGACAGCCAGAAAUGCCCCCGACCCCGCUGGCGCCGUGCCCCAACUCCGCAAGCUGCACAGCCAGGGAGAAGAUUCGUGCCAUGGGAGGCGAGGACGGGUGCUCGGGCAGAGUGGAGGUCUGGCACCAUGGCUACUGGGGGACAGUGUGCGACGACUCGUGGGACAUGCAGGAUGCCGAGGUGGCGUGCAGGCAGCUGGGCUGUGGCCCCGCAGUGUCUGCCCUGCAUGAGGCUGCGUUUGGGAUGGGGACGGGCCCCAUCUGGCUGGAGCAGGUGGAGUGCCGGGGGACGGAGCCGUCCCUGCAGGACUGCUGGGCCCGGCCCGGGGACAGCGGGGCUUGUCGGCACAAGGAAGAUGCUGCCGUGCGCUGCUCAGAUACACCCAGGACGGCAACACCACCGCCCCAAGCAGGCUCCUAUUCAGAGGAGUCCCUGACCCAGCUGCAGCCCCACCCUGGGGUCAGCGAGGAGGAGGAUGGUCUGGGAUCAGCACCAGGGGGCAGCCUGCGCUCCUGGAGAAGUGCCGAGGUCCCUGGAGCUGAAGGAGACACCUCGUCCCUGUCCCCAGGGAGCAUGGGCUAUGAUGAUGCUGAAGAGGUGCCUGUGGCACUUCCCUCCUCUGGGGGCUUUGACCCAGAGCUGGUGCUUCCUAGCCAGGUGUCAGGGCAUCUCCCUGAGGCUGCUCAGAGGGAGCAGAGAACAGAGACAUAG
Tyto alba (common barn owl) is the source of this 2994-nucleotide messenger RNA. Its product is annotated as deleted in malignant brain tumors 1 protein-like. Lineage: Eukaryota; Metazoa; Chordata; Aves; Strigiformes; Tytonidae. Gene Ontology annotation, cellular component: membrane. The record is from RefSeq and is a predicted model, not a curated record.